GAAAAUCAGGUGGUCCAAAUACUUGCUUACAGUAACUUCCUCGUGUUUCUUUGUUCUCACUUCUCAGACAAAACCGAGAUAACGAGUUUCCUCUCUCUCUCUCUCUCUCUCUCUCUCUCUCUACGAAACACGGUCUCAGUUGCCGGAUAAGCAGAUUCGCUGACCAAAAACCAGAUAAAAACCCUAGAAUUCCCCUUCAAUCCUCGUGAAAGCUCUAUUCUUUUCAUGGCUUCCGCCACGGCAACGUGCUCUCCGAGCUCGCUCCAGCUCCGCUUCGCUCUCAACUCCGGGAAUUGCCGAAAACCCCCUGUGCUUCUUGUUCGUGGACAAUUAUGGAAGCAGAAUCGUUGCGCUCGCUCGCUUUUUCCCUCUCAAGGCGGAGCGACGAAUGGGAGUGGACCUGAACGACGUCGUAACGGAGUUUCGUGGAUCAGGUCUGAUUCCGCCGCCGAUGGAUUCUCCGGAUGGUCCAGUACGGACGGAGGAGAAGAGUCAGCGGACUCUGAAAGGAAGAAAUGGCUUGGAGGGGUUGUGGGAACAGGAUUAGCGGGAAUCCUUCUUGCUGCUGGGCUUACAUUUGCGGCAUUAUCUUUGGGAAAACGAGGCAAUUCUGGGGCAAAACAUAUGGAGCCCUUGACAACGCAGGAAGAAGAGUCAUUGUUGGAUAAAAGUGAUAACGGUGGGGGAAAUGAGAACGAAGGCCACAGUGUGAAACAAGAAGAUGCUGGUGGUCCGGAUGGCAGGACAGGUACUUAUAAGGAUUCUUCUUCAUCUUCAGAAUUUGUUGAUAUUCCCAGUGAAAAUAGAGUUGGUAAUGAUUCUGUAGUUGGGGAUGUUUCGGUAGAUGAUGUUAAAUCCACAUCCUAUAAUAAUGAUGCCACCAACAAUGUUUCCAUUCAAGAAGAUUUGCAACAUGAGUUGAGUUUUGAUGAUAAGUCAGUUGCAGCUGAAACAGCCCAAAAUUCAUAUAAUCCUUUUAAGUCAGAGAAUGGCAAUGAUUCAUCUGUUGCGUCUGAUUUUAAAGAUUUGGAUGGAAACUCUGCUGUAGGUACAUCAGAGUUAGUUACUGAUCUCAAAGAUAGCCCAGUCGAUCUUGGAUCAACCAACUUGUCUGUUUCUGAUGCGAUUCCAUCUGAUAUUAGCCCUGAAUUUCAGGAUGUAAGUGCUGAUUCAGGCAGAGAUCAAACUUCUGAUCAUAGUUCCAUUUCCCAUGUACCAGAUGAGCCUGUGGCUCCAAAUGUGCCAUCUAGUUCACAGUCCAAUACGGUUUUAGAACCACAAAUUGCUUCCAAAUCCAGUAUAGAGACUAUACCCUCAUCUCCAGCCAAUGAAAAUUUUGAGCCACAGGAUAUCUCACAGGUCGAAGUUGAGGAAAAUAGUUUAACUGUGGAAACACAUAGCUUAAGUGAAGGUGGGUCAUCGGGAACAUCUGUGUCUGCAUCAGCAUAUUCAUUACAAAAUGAACAGUUUUCAAAAAUUUACAAUGAGAUCAAUAGAAGCACAACAGAAUCACCAAAACCUGGGACCUCAUUUUCUUCUGCUGGCAUUCCUAAAAAAAUUCCUGCUCCAUCUGUGGUUUUCUCAGCUCUACAGGUGCUUCCUGGAAAAGUGUUAGUUCCUGCAGUUAUUGAUCAGGUUCAGGGGCAGGCUCUGGCAGCAUUGCAAGUGCUAAAGGUCAUUGAGUCUGAUGUACAACCUAGUGAUUUGUGUACACGUCGUGAAUAUGCUCGUUGGUUAGUGUCUGCAAGCAGUGCUCUUUCAAGGAACACAAUAUCUAAAGUGUAUCCGGCAAUGUACAUAGAGAAUGUAACGGAGCUUGCAUUUGACGAUAUUACUCCGGAAGACCCUGAUUUUGCAUCUAUUCAAGGUUUGGCCGAAGCUGGACUUAUCUCAAGCAAGCUUUCAAGAGGUGAUAUGCUUUCUUCUACAGAUGAAGACCAGGGUCCAUUGUUCUUCUCUCCUGAAAGCCCUCUAUCACGUCAGGAUCUUGUAAGUUGGAAGAUGGCCCUAGAGAAAAGACAUCUCCCUGAAGCUGACAGAAAGGCACUCUAUGAACUUUCCGGCUUUAUAGACACUGAUAAAAUACAUCCAGAUGCAUGUCCUGCACUUGUUGCUGACCUGUCUGCUGGAGAACAGGGAGUUAUAGCUCUCGCAUUUGGCUACACAAGACUUUUUCAGCCAGAUAAGCCUGUGACUAAGGCCCAAGCUGCUAUUGCUCUAGCCACUGGGGAGGCUUCUGACACAGUUAGCGAGGAGCUUGCACGUAUUGAAGCAGAAUCUAUGGCUGAAAAUGUUGUUGCUGCUCAUAGUGCUUUAGUAGCUCAAGUCGAGAAGGAUGUCAAUGCAAGUUUUGAGAAGGAACUUUUGAUAGAGAGGGAAAAGAUAGAUGCUGUGGAGAAAAUGGCAGAAGAAGCAAGGCGUGAAUUGGAAAGGUUAAGAGCUGAAAGAGAGGAAGAUAAUAUUGUCUUAGUGAAGGAACGAGCAGCUAUUGAAUCAGAAAUGGAAGUGCUGUCAAGGUUAAGACGUGAGGUGGAGGAACAGUUGCAGAGUCUUAUGAGUAACAAAGUGGAAAUAUCAUAUGAAAAGGAAAGAAUUAGCAAACUACGGAAAGAAGCAGAGGAAGAAAGCCAGGAAAUUGAACGCUUACAAUAUGAACUAGAGGUUGAGCGAAAAGCUUUGUCCAUGGCCAGAGCUUGGGCUGAGGAUGAGGCAAAAAGAGCAAGAGAACAAGCCAAAGCACUCGAUGAGGCUAGAGAUCGCUGGGAGAGGCAUGGGAUCAAGGUUGUCGUUGACAACGACCUCCGUGAAGAAUCCUUGGCCGGAGUUACAUGGGUCGAUGCCAGCAAGCAGUUCUCGGUUGAUGAAACAAUUAGCAGGGCUGAAAACUUGACGGACAAGCUCAAGGCAAUGGCAGUAGAUGUAAGAGGGAAAUCCAGAGAUAUACUUAAUAGGAUCAUUCAAAAGAUAGCUCUGCUGAUAGCAAGUUUGAAGGAAUGGGCAUCCAAGGCUGGGAAAAAGGCAGAAGAUCUAAGAGACACCGCCAUUUCGAAGGCCAGUGAAUCAACACAAAAGUUGCAGCAGAGCACCUCUGAGGUUAGCUUGGCCAUCAAAGAAGGCGCAAGGCGAGUCGCGGGAGAUUGUAGGGAUGGAGUCGAGAAACUCACCCAAAAGUUCAUAAAGACAUGAAUGGUCUCUCCCGCUUGUCGUCUCUCCCUUAUUUGCUGGCUAGAGUAGGCGGCUACCGUCUCCCCUCC
Molecule: messenger RNA, 3254 nt
Organism: Morus notabilis
Lineage: Eukaryota; Viridiplantae; Streptophyta; Magnoliopsida; Rosales; Moraceae
Product: myosin-7B
Exons: 10
Coding region: 226-3186 (986 amino acids)
Source: RefSeq, a predicted model, not a curated record